Messenger RNA from Rotaria sp. Silwood1, 1827 nucleotides. The record is from the annotation of a GenBank genome assembly. NCBI's taxonomy places the organism in Eukaryota, Metazoa, Rotifera, Eurotatoria, Philodinida, Philodinidae.
AUGGGACGAAAAAAACGGCAACAAAACAAAAAUGUUGACGGUUAUACUAACACUAAAAAACAAAAAUUGUCACAUGAAAAAGCAACUAAUAGAAACAAAUCUCGUUUUGAAGAUUUAGCAAAUGAAAUUAUAUAUGAAAUAUUUGAAUAUCUCGAUGUUUAUCAUGUUUAUCAAGGAUUCUUUUAUCUUAACAUACGAUUUCAAAAUUUACUUAUCAAUACCAAUCUUCCUAUUCAAAUCAAUAUUCCAACAAUGUCAAAAACAAAUUUUGAACUUUAUCAUCAAAAUAUGAUUAAACCAAAUAAACAUCGAAUAGAUCUUCUUCAUUUAUCAAAUCCUUUUACUGUUGAUAUUAUUUUCUCACCACCACGUCUAAUUUUACAAUUUAUUCAAUUAGAAACAUUAAUUCUUGAUAAUAUUGAUGCAAAAUAUCUUCAUAACAUUCUCAAACAUUCCAUUCUUUUACCAAAACUCUAUUCAUUAGUUCUUACACCUAUUGAUUAUGUCCAAGAUCUAAGUACUCUUUUCAUUUAUAUAUUUCGUUUACCGAAAUUAAAGUCUUGCAAAUUUACAUAUCGAACAAAAGAUGAUGAAGAACUAUUGCCGAUUUUUUUAGCUGAUUUAAAACAUAGUUCGAUUGAAUAUCUUGUAAUAAACAGUCGUUUUCCAUUUGAUUCCUUAAGUGAUUUCUUUUUUUGUCUUUCAAAUCUUCGUUAUUUAUCAAUUAAUUGUCUUGUGGGAUCUCGUCAUAGUGAUAUUCAUAAUUAUCCUAUUGUAUUAAAACAUUUAAAACAUGUUUCAAUGAAACUUGAUUAUAUACAUUUCAAUCUAUUAAAAAAAUUAAUUAAACAUUUUUUUCGUCAUGUCGAAGUUUUACGUCUUACAACACAAUUUUAUCACGCAUAUUUAAAUGCUAAACGAUGGCAAGAAUUAAUUCAAACUCAUAUGCCAAAUUUACGUAUUUUCGAUAUACAUCAUGAGGAUUCUAUAGAAGAUAAUCAUAUAUUGUAUCAUAAUUUAAUGGAAGAAUUUAAUUCAUUAUUUUGGAUUGAACGACAAUGGUUUUUUGCUCAUCAACAUGAUUGGCAACAGACAUUAGAUAGUGGAAUAUUUUAUUCAACAAAUCCAUAUCGAAGAAAAGAUUAUACAUUUUAUUGGGAAUUAGAUCAACAAUUGUGUCCACAUAUUCAAGAAAAUAAUUUAAAUUCAGUUAAACAUGUUCAUAUUUGUAGUAAACAAGCUAGAAAUAAUUGUGUCAAUUAUUUUCCAAAUGUAAUCGAAUUAACAAUUAAACAUUUUUUUCAAACAUCAGAUCAUUCAAUUUCAAUAACUUUGAAUCGAAUGAUUCCUUUAAAACAAUUGACUAAAUUAGUUAUUGAAUCUUAUGAUUUUCCUUUUGAAGAAAUUGUUAAAUUAUUAUAUUUUACACCUAAUUUACAUACAUUAAAAUUAGAUUUACUUCCUCUUUAUAAAACAAAUUUAAAAGUAUUUCAACAAAAUGAAAUUUUUCAAUAUGUAUCAAAUAGAAAUCAUAUUCGAAAUUUAGAUCUUCGUCAUUGGUGUACAUUAAAACAUUUUCGAUUGAUUAUGAAUUUAUUUUCACAAGUUGAAUAUCUUAAAACCGGAAUAGAAAGAAAAGAAAUUCAAAAAAUUAUAGAAUUUUUAUUUUCAAAAACGAAUAAUAAAACGCAUCAUUUAUUCUUUUUGUGUAUUUCUCCAACACCUAAAAUAUGUUUACAAGAAUUAAAAGAUUUAAUUCAAUCAGAAAAUUUACUUGAUCAUUAUUCUAUUAAAUAUAUUAAGCGGGAUUUGUAUUUAUGGUGGUAG